Molecule: messenger RNA, 930 nt
Organism: Theileria parva strain Muguga
Lineage: Eukaryota; Apicomplexa; Aconoidasida; Piroplasmida; Theileriidae
Product: Biotin-requiring enzyme family protein
Exons: 3
Coding region: 70-873 (267 amino acids)
Source: RefSeq, a predicted model, not a curated record
AACUAAUUUAACUCCUUUUCUACACCUUUGCAUAUUGUGCCACAGUCACACCAGUUUAUAAUUAUUAAAAUGUAUAAAUUGUGUAAAUUAGCAGAAUUAAAUUUUAAACUCAUAAAUCCAAAUUCUAAACUAAUAAAUCUAAAUUUUAAACUAAUAAAUUUAAAUUCUAAACUGAUAAAUCCAAAUUUUAAACUAAUAAAUUUAAAUUCUAAACUGAUAAAUCAAAAUUCUAAAAUUUUUUACUCUGAAUAUUGUACAAAUAGUAAAAUUGACAAAUCUGAGAUAGCGGAUGGGAUUGGGGAGACUGAGUUAGUUUUGAGUAAAUCGUUGUCGAGGAGUAGUUUUACGGAUUCUAGCACGUUUAACGUGGUGAAGGUGCCGGCGCUUGGCAGGAAUAUCACAAGGUGUAAAAUAUACAAAUGGCUCAAAAAACCCGGAGACUACGUCAAUCUCAACGACCUCCUCUGCAUCAUCGAAACCGAUCUCAUUUUCGGGAAAGUGUACUCUAAAGUCACUGGGACGAUCUUCGAAAGCGUACAUCAAGAAGGAAGUAUGGUGAAUUGUGGUUCGGAUUUGAUGGUUUUGAUGAGUAAUGGGAUAAUGAGUCCAAAUUAUCAAAGUUCAAAGAUGUUUACUGACGUUGGUAAACGCUUCUACUCCACCGCCACACUCAACAAAUACACUCCAAUGAUUUCCUUCCCCUCUAAUACCAAUAGUAAUAUGAGUAACACAGUUAGUAGUGGUACAGUGGGUAGUAGUGGUGGAGUGGUGGUAUUGGAUGAUUAUUACAAGUCUCCGUACAGGCUGUGGUUUAGAAACUUGUCAGAGGAUGAAAUUGAUACCAUUAACCAUGGCACCAUUGAUACCAAAUAAUGUAAUACACUCUCCAUACACCAGUUAGUAGUAGAGUUUACCUUCCAGUUACUCAGU